GACGGACCGAGCGAGGUUAUCAAGAGAGAACGGCGAGGGAGGGGGGUGGGGGGGGCUCGAUACCGGUUCGUGUGAUGGUGCGUGCAUAGGGUAACGGUAACGCGAGCAUUUACGAUGAAGCGUGAGAUGCAGUGCCGUGCGGCGGCGGCGUCGCCGUAGCGAGCAUCACCAUCAGCAUCAGAAAGGAAGAGGAGGAGGACUGUUGAGACUGAACGUGGAGGAUGCACCAUCACUGACCAACACUGAUCGUUACCGGGAGGAGGGGAACGCAUCCGUCCCUUACGGCGGACUAAUAUUAGCUUAGUUCGGGAGCCCUAUCUGAUGUGAAGCCGCGGGUAUGGACGGGUAGGCAGGGGAGGAGGCAACCAACGAUACAUUACAGAGGAGCGAGCCCGAGGAGGUGGAGGAGAGAAGGAGGAGGAGCAGGAGUAGGCAGGAGGAUGAAUACGGUGGAUGGAGCAGGAGAAACGGGCCCGGACGGCCUGGCUACGGCAGGGUCCAGUAAAGCAGAGUGUGUCCGAGCAGUCGACGUGCUGACAGUGCUCAGAGAGAAAGUGGCCUUUGUGUCAGGUGGCCGAGACAAACGAGGAGGUCCGAUCCUGACCUUCCCAGCCAGGACCAACCAUGAACGAAUAAAACAGGAAGAUCUAAGCCGACUGGUUACGUACCUGUCAACCAUACCUAGUGAGGACGUGCGUGCACGAGGGUUCACAGUGGUAGUGGACAUGCGUGGUAGUAAGUGGGACAGCGUGAAGCCGGUGUUACGUACUCUGCAGGAAUCCUUUUCCUCCAACAUCCACACGGCACUGCUAAUCAAGCCUGAUACCUUUUGGCAGAAACACAAGACCAAUUUGGGCAGUGCCAAGCUCAGCUUUGAGACCAGUCUAGUGUCCGUCGAAGGUCUGUCCCGGUUGGUUGACCCUUCUCAGUUAACGUCUGACCUCGGUGGCUCAUUGGAGUAUGAUCAUGUGGAGUGGACCGAGCUACGUCUGGGUCUGGAGGAGUUUUCAGGGGCCGCCACACAACUGUUGAACCAAUUGGAUCAGCUGGAAGUCGGCCUGAACAGCUUACCAGAACCGCAGGAUGUGGAUGAAUCCCGCAAAAUACUGGAAGAACACAAUCGUCUCCGAAACACCAUCGCCACAGCGCCGGUUGACGCCCUCGAUCGAGAGGGGAAGAGCUUGCUCCAGCGCAUGCGCGUGGGCCCCUCCCACGGCGACACCUCCAACGAGAGCGCCGGCGGGAGCCACGGCAGUUGGCUGUCAGGCGGGGCUGACUUCCAGAGCGUGGCGCCAAAGGUUUCCUCUCUACUAGACCGUCUGCAAGUGGCUCGCAGUCACCUGCUGCAGAGUUGGAGCGACAGGAAACUCCACCUGGACCAGGCACUGCAGUUACACCUCUUUGAGCAGGACGCCAACAAGAUGUCUGAGUGGAUCGCCCACAGUAAGGAGUUGUUCAUGCAGACUCUGGUGGAAGUCGGCCAGAACCACCAGCAUGCCGUUGACUUGCAAUCGCAACAUCAGCACUUCACCUCCAAUGUGAUGAACGGGAGUGUAAAUGUGGACAGUGUUGUUACUGUGGCAGCUAGGCUUGCAGAGGCUGGUCACUUUGGGGCAGAGAGAAUUGCCACGGUGUCCUCACAGCUACAAGAAGCCUGGAAGCUGUUGACCACAGCUCUGGAAGAGCGUAGCAACACUUUAGCCAUGGCAACUGGCUUCCACCAAGGCGCAGAGCAGUUUCUCCACAAAACAGAGGAGUGGCUUCAGAACUAUGUCGAGGCAUCGCUGCCACUGGCGACAACUGAGCUCGAGGAAGCUGUAAAAAAACACCAGGAACUGAAUGAGGAGAUCUCUGCCAACUACACACAGGUGAGCGAGAGCGGCAAAGCCUUGCUGGACGUCCUAAAUCGGAGCACGGUGACUGACAACAAUGAUUCGUCAUCGAAACCAGACUUGACUGCCACCACACACGGCAUCAUGGGAGUUCUGCACCAGGUCAUGCAGGCUCACCAUGACCUGGAGAAUGCGUGGCAACACCGCAAGCUCCGCCUCCACCAGCGCCUUCAGCUCUGUGUGUUUCAACAAGAUGUCAGACAGGUGUUGGACUGGGUGGAGCAGCACGGCGAGGUUUUCCUCAACAAACACAGUGGUGUUGGGAAGACUCUGCAUCGAGCGCGAGCACUUCAAAAACGUCACAAUGACUUCCAGCAAGUGGCUCAGAACACUUACACCAACGCAGAGAAGCUUCUGGAAGCAGCUGACCAACUGGCUCAGUCCGGUGAGUGUGAGGAAGAAGAGAUCUACCAGGCGGCUCGAGACUUGGAGCUCCGCAUGCAGGCGUUCAUUCAGAAAGUGGAACAAAGGAAGAUGCUGCUCGACUUGGCUGUGUCCUUCUACACACACACCAAAGAGCUGUCGUCGUGGAUGGAAGGACUCCAGAAGCAGCUCUCGGCUGACCUCUGCGUCGGUUCUGAAUCGGUGGAAGCUCUGCAGACGCUGAUGAGUCAGCAACAACAGCAGCAGGCCAACACACAGGAGGCUGCGAUGAGUGUCAUCAGAGAAGGGGAAGACCUCAUCCUGCAACUCAGGCCCCAGGGCAGCUCUGUGGCCCACGUGGAGUCGGUGCUACAGCAACUGGAGGAGUUCCAUGUUCAAUUGGAGGAUGUUUUCCAUCAGAGGAAGAUCCGAUUGGAUGUUUACCUGCAGCUGCGUAUCCUGAAACAGUGCAUACUGGAGGUAACCGGCGAGAUGGAUGCUUGGAAGCAGGAGCUCCAGAAACAAUCCCAGGACCUUUCUGCCGAGAAGCGGCUAUCUGACGCAAACCAAGACAAGCAAGCACUCGGGCCGUCGCGGCUAGCCGAAGCUAGCCCAGAGGCACUUACAUUAGCACAGCAACGCAUUCACAGGCACAUGGAACGGAGGCUCGCUGUGAACAACAUGACCUAUGAGGUGGUCCAGCAGGGUCAUGACCUUCAGCAGUAUAUCACCGAGGUCAAGUCAACAGGAAUUGAGCUGUCAGAGGUGGAGGCCGAUCUCUCUUCUCAGGUGGAGGAGCUGCAACGCCUGAUGCUGGACAAACAGAAGGAACUGCAGCAGAUUGCAGAUCACACUCACACACACCUUGAACAGAACCUGCAACUUCGACACCUGCAGAACCAGGUCAAACAGGUGCUGGGUUGGAUCACGGAGGGUGAGGUCAUGUUGUCAUCCUGCAUGCUCAACUCCAGCUGUUUGUCAGAAGCUGAGCAGCUGCAGAGGGAACAUGAGCGCCUCCAACAGGCCAUAGAGGCUCUCCUCCAUGCUGACUCUCUGCAGAGGACCCACCAGGUGGCUCUGGCUCUACAGCAAAGAGCAGAACUGCUAGUCAGGUCAGGCCAUUAUGAUCCAGAUGCAGUGAGGUCCUGUGCACAGACGGUGGCGCUCCACUGGCAAACGCUCAUGCUGCGGAUCGAGGACCGACUCAAACUUGUCAACGCUUCUGCUGCCUUCUACCGAACUUCGCAACAGGUAUGCGGUGUGCUGGAGAGUCUGGAGCAGGAGUACCGCAGGGAGGAGGACUGGUGCGGGGGCGGAGACAGACAGCCUGAGCAUCUCCUGCCUCUCAUUAACAAACACAUGGAGCAAAAGGAGGCCUUUCUCAAGGCCUGCACGCUCGCGAGACGGAAUGCGGAAGUUUUCCUCAAGUACAUCCACCGCAACAGCGUCACCAUGGCCAACAUUUCUGGCCACAAUGUCACAGUGUCGGGGGUCAGUGAGGUGACUGGGCACUCACGGGUACCAGAGCAACAGGUCAAAGGUAUUCUCAGUGAGUUGCUUCAAAGAGAAAACAGAGUUCUUCAUUUUUGGACAUUAAAGAAGCGCCGACUGGACCAGUGCCAGCAGUAUGUCAUGUUUCAGAACCACACACAGCAGGCUCUGGAUUGGUUGGCACAGACUGGAGACCACUACCUGGCCACACACACAUCACCGGGCGCAACGGCAACGGAGACGCAGGAGCUGCUGAACCAGCACCGGCAGUUUUGUGUUUCGGCCAAGCACACACAGGAGAAGGUUCACUUGCUCAUCCAAUUGGCUGAGAGCAUGCUGACUAAAGGCCACGCCCAUCGCCUGGAGCUUCGUCGGUGUGUUUCCGCCGUGGAUAAACGGUACCGGGACUUCACCGUCAGGAUGGGCCAGUAUCGCCACCUGCUGGAGACGGCGCUUGGAGGCUGCUCACAGGACAACAAGGACUUGGAGCUCGAGCUAAUUCCCAGCAGUCUGUCUGACUCUGACCCGGAAGUCAAUCUGUCAGAUCCCAGCCACCAGGUCAGCGAUGAGAAGAGACGCUCAGCCCGCAAGAAAGAGUACAUCAUGGCGGAGCUGCUGCAGACGGAGAGAGUCUACGUUAGAGACCUUCAAGAAUGCAUUGAGACAUACAUGUGGGAGAUGACGAGCGGCUCUGAGGACGUCCCAUCUGGUCUUAGCAACAGGGAUGAUGUGGUGUUCGGGAACAUCCAGGAUAUCUACGAGUUCCAUAACAGUAUUUUCCUGAAAGAGCUGGAAAACUACGAGCAACUUCCGGAAGAUGUGGGACAUUGUUUUGUCACCUGGGCUGACAAGUUCCACAUGUACGUGACCUAUUGCAGGAACAAGCCAGACUCCAGCUUACUGAUCCAGCAGCAUGGUGUUGGCUUCUUUGAGGAGGUCCAGAGGAGACACGGGCUCACCAACUCCAUCUCGUCAGCGCUCAUCAAACCCGUUCAGAGGAUCACAAAGUAUCAACUACUGUUGAAGGAAUUGUUAGCAUGCUGCGAAGAAGGAAAGGGUGAGAUCAAAGAAGGCUUGGACGUCAUGCUGAGUGUACCGAAAAGAGCUAACGAUGCUAUGCAUGUUAGCAUGCUAGAAGGUCUUGAAGAGGGUCUUGAGGUGCAAGGUGAGCUCCUGCUGCAAGACUCCUUUCUCGUUUGGGAACCAAAGUCCCUCAUCAGGAAGGGACGUGACCGACACCUCUUCCUGUUUGAGCUUUCACUCAUCUUUAGCAAGGAAAUGAAAGAUUCAUCAGGACGCACCAAAUAUCUUUACAAGAGCCGCUUGAGGACAUCGGAACUUGGUGUGACUGAACACAUCGAAGGGGAUCCUUGUAAGUUUGCACUUUGGGUUGGCAGGACGCCAACUUCGGACAACAAGACGGUUCUGAAGGCAUCUUCCUUGGAACUGAAGCAGGAGUGGGUCCGCAGCAUUCGCCAGGUGAUCCAGGAGAGGCGAGGUCACCUGCGGGGUGCUCUUAGGGAGCCCAUCCCCCUUCCGAAAACCCCCAAUCUGACUCUUGGGCGACAACGCAGCAUCACACGCAGAGAGACCAGCGAGGACGCCGACAGCUUGGGUGACGCCAGCAGUCAGCCCGACACUGUCUCCAUCGCCUCCCGAACAUCCCAAAACACUGCAGACAGCGACAAGCUGUCGGGAGGCUGCGAGUUAGUGGUGGUGUUGCUGGAUUUCUCCUCUGGAUUGCCCGGAGAGCUCAGUGUCCGCUGCGGUCAGACUGUGGAGCUCGUGGAACGCUCAGCAGAGCGACCCGGCUGGUGUCUUGUCAGAACCACCGAUCAAAGUCCUCAACAGGAGGGCUUGUUGCCGAUGAGUGCCCUCUGCCUGUCACACUCGCACAGUGCUGCCGACAUGGAAACACUGGUCCCGGCGUCCCCCGCCUCCUCGGGCAACGCCCCCUCCUGCAUUACCACCACCUCCUUCAGUGCCUCCAAUUCAUCCUCGCUGACGAACUCUGGGAAGGCAGAUUCUGGAGCAUUAACCCCUGAGACAGCUGUGCUGCACACUCAACCCACUCAAAGUGGGACGUCCACUGUGGUCUCCAAUGUGGCUGGGACUCCAGGGGCCGCUGCCAGUUCCCCAGCACCAAAACGUAGUGGCUCAGGGACAGGAAACACCUUGAAGCGCUGGUUGACCAGUCCAGUUCGGAGGCUGAGUCAAGGAAAAGCAGAUGGACAGAAGAAAGCUCCAAUUAGAAAUAGGAGGCGGGACAACAGACCGGAAGUAACGAUGCCCCUCACAGGGAACUCGACAAUGAAGGCCAAGAAGGAUGAAGGGGGACAAAGUGGAGGAGAAGAGGAGCCAGAGGAAGAAAAUGCCACCCCUUUACCACCUCCCAUGCAGAUCAUCAAAGAUCCCAAUAACACCACGGCCCUCGAUUCAGACCAAAGUUCCAACGAAUCGGACAGUGAGCAACAAAACAAAGCUAUGAGAGGACGCAUGUUUGUCGUGAACGAGAUGGUCCAAUCUGAGAAGGACUACGUGAAGGACUUGGGUGUCAUUGCUGAGGGCUUUAUGUCAAGGUUGGAUGUCAGAGGGAUCCCAGAGGACAUGAGGGGGAAAGACAAGAUUGUUUUUGGCAACAUCCAGCAGAUUUACGACUGGCAUCGCGAUUUCUUCCUAGUCGAGUUGGAGCGAUGCAUUCAAAAUCACGACCUACUGGCCGACCUCUUCAUCAGACAUGAGCGUCGCCUUCACAUGUAUGUGGUGUACUGUCAGAACAAGCCACGGUCAGAGUACAUCGUCAUCGAGUAUGAGACCUUCUUUGAGGAGAUCCAGCAUGAGAUCAGCUGCAGGAUGUCCAUCAGUGAUUACCUCAUCAAACCCAUCCAGAGGAUCACCAAGUAUCAACUCCUGCUGAAGGAUUUCCUGAAGUACACGGCCAAAGCCGGGCUGGACUGCGAGGAGAUUGAGAAAGCACUGGAGCUGAUGUCGCUGGUUCCGAAACGCUGCAACGACAUGAUGAACCUGGGCCGCCUGCAGGGAUACGAGGGGAAGUUGACCUCUCAGGGCAAGCUCCUGCAACAGGAGACCUUCUGUGUGUGGGAGCAGGAUGGCGGCGUUCUGUCCCGGAGCAAAGAGCGUCGAGUUUUCCUGUUUGAACAGAUCAUCAUCUUCAGCGAACUCCUACGCAAAGGAUCCAACAACCCAGGAUACCAGUUCAAGAACAGCAUCAAGGUGACUUACCUGGCCAUGCAGGACAGCGUGGAGGGAGACCCCUGUAAGUUUAUGUUGUGGUCUCGCGGCUCAGCCGAGCGCUUCACGCUCCAGGCGUCCUCCACUGCCAUCAAGACCACCUGGGUGGAAAACAUCACCGCCCUGCUGGAUGCUCAGAACAACUUCCUCUCUGCUCUCCAGUCUCCCAUCGAGUACCAGAAAAAGGAAGGCGGGAUAUCGGUGACCCGUCCCCUAUCAUCGGGGCGAACGCCUUUAGCCCUGCCCACACCUAAUGGCCACGCCCCUCAGCCCUUGCCAGACAGCGAUCAAGAUGUCCAGGAGUUGGUGCUGGUACUCCAGGACUUUGUGGCCGUACGCGAAGACGAGAUCUGCGUGUUCCGGGGAGAGAAGGUUCAAAUUCUAGCCUCCAACCAACAGGGUCAGAGUCUCGUGUACCGACCGGCCAACAGCGACUCCCCGGCGGCCGAAGGCUGGGUGGCACGCAGUGCACUUGGCACGCAAUGACACCCACAAAUACAUACGCAGACUUCCUGUAGCAGGUAACGUUAGGCCCGCCCUCCUUCCUGUGAUUUCAGCGUAAAAACACACCUCCAGACAUUCAUUCAAGACUGCCAUCCGAUUGGUUCCCAAGCCAAUCACAGAUGAUAUCACAAACUUUCGAAUCCAGGAACCUGCCGUUGCCUAGCAACUAGAGACAGUUUAAAAAAAAAAAGAAAAUACCUGGAGUUCCUUUGGAUAUCUCUGUGUGACUCUGCCCCUGUCAUGAUGAGGAUGCACAUAUAUGUACUGCAUACAUGCCACUGAUUGGAUGAAGAUAAUGAAGAUGAUCAAUAUGAAGAAUAAUAGAUUCUGUUUUUCACCUUAAUAGAGAAACUGUGUCAUGUUCGUGUGAGUGUUUGAGAGCGCGCGCGCGGGCGUGUGUAUGUGUUAAUGUUUCAGAGUGUCUUCGUGGCGCCUUCCUGUGUAGGUUUUUAUCCACUGAGCGUUUGACGGUGCCCCCACUGUAGCAUUGCCAUGACGACCACAUUGUGUUGACGGCUGAACCUCAUUUCUUGAUUUUGUUUGGGCAACACAGAACAGGCCUUUUCACCAUGUCGUACUUCCGGGUGGCGAGAGCAAUCUCAGAUGGCGUUAGUAUCAAUAAACAAACUUUCGUUAGACAAGUGGUUGGUCCCCAACAUAUUUACCAAGGCUCAGUUCAUGGUCUCACUGAUACAGUCCUCUCUAAAGGCGCUGAAAUUGCAAGGUCCAUUCAUUUGCUUUUCUUGUAUACUCAAAAUAUUUUCAGGCUUUCCGAUCAAAAGUUGAGACUAAGGUUCAAGCUUUUAUUUUAGAGUUUACAUCUAGAUGUUAACUCCAAAUAAAGCACUUUUUGUUGGAAGCCACCCACUUUUGGAACCACGUUUUGGUACUGGCGUGAAGAAUUUUAGGGUACACUGUAUCACAACCUCAAACAUAAGAUUUUGUCAUCAUUUUGAAUUCAGCAGCACUGACUUGCGUCCUGCCCCCCGGAAGUAUCCCCGGCGCCUGUUUACAAACUCCCUGAAAAGGUCUAUUGUCUCCGUUGGCGACCACCACCAUGACCAUCCCAACCUGUGGCGGCACCACCAUGGUGACUUCAUUUGUGCAGCUCUGUUCACUUUUGGAUAUCCUGAUUAUGCAUUGUGAUCAUAUAUGACACCGUCUGUCCACCUUUUGCCCGGCUCUCUUCCUCACCGUCAUUUCGUCCACCAUCCCGCCUGUCUGACUUCCUGUUCCUCUGUUCGACCUCCUGUGGUUCUCCUCAUAUGGCUCCCGUGCAACUUCCUUUCGUUCUCUCGGUAUCCCAACUUCCUGUUUCCUGUCAACCUCUCUACAUGUUCUGCGUCUUUCUUCUGGUGCCAUUCUCAGACAACACCCUUGUCCUUAAGGAACUAUGCAGCCUGAGAAAGUAGUGCUGGGUUGAAGGUAGAAUGUAGCGUUUAGUUGUUGACAGGUUGACAGUGAUAUGUAAUUCUGUUAUGUAGGAUUUAUGCUUGGAUGUAGUGCGCUAUUACCAAGGAGUAGGGUUGCAGUCGUGGAAAAUGAUCUAAGUUGGGAACUUUUAGAACUAUUCCAAACUGCGCACUUUCUUUGGGUAUUAAAUGGGAAUUGGUGAUAGGUAGAUUAAUGGGAAUGCCAUCACAUUCAACCACAAAUCAUACAUGAAAAAUAAUACAAUUAAACAAUAUAACUUCUGACCAGAUUUAUUUGCGAGUAGAAUUUUAUCAAAUUUUCAAUAAUUGUAGUUGAGUUAAUUAUUCAUCCCCAACCUCACCUGUUACAACAAUGAAGCUAUUUGGAGCCAAUUUAAAUUUCGUCAAUACCUGCUUUGUUCCUGUUUAUUCUUGCAGAAGAUUUCCAAUAUUCUCAGAAUUUUGCAACAAUUUUUUUUCUACGAAGGAGUCACAGGGCGAAUAUACUGUCGCCCCUUAUGAGUCCUUUAAGAUGGAAAGUAGUGAACACUAUGAUAACGACAUCAUCCUAAGGCAGGGUUGGGCAAAAUAUGGCCCCAAAAGGCCUGCAUGAUCACGAUGUAUAAUAUUUAUGAAUUUUUUGAUUGGUGGUUUUUCCUCGGCUUGUUGUUUAUCACGUUAAAGGGACACGAUUGGGCCAGAAAGGGCUGAUUUUUGUUUGGUUUUUUUCUCUCUCCCACAGAUAAUUUUAUUUUUGUACCACUGUCAGGUCAUACUGCCAGUUUUAACAAAUCACAAGUGGGAUUUUUUUCAAUUGCAUACUAUCCCUUCAAGUAACUUAUUGUAAAUAAACAAAAAGGUACAAUUUUCCAGAUUAUUUCAUUUCAUGGAAAAGUAAUCGUCUUCAAAUCAAUGAAAAAUGAUAGAAUUAACAUAGAAUUAAAGUAACCAUUUUGUCAUACACAUUCUAAUUUAUAUAUUUUUUCCACUUCAUUUAACAAUACCCUGCCUCAUCAGUUCAUUUUAAAAAUCAGAUGUGGCCCUUGCAUCAAAUUUACUCACCCUUCUUCUAAGGUUUCAAACGGAAAUGUUGUGUGACGACAAAGGGUUUGAAGGAGAACAUAGCGCACUACAUUUGAUGGAUUUAAGAUGAAAUGUAGUUCACCGUGAAGGAUUCAAGGUGGAUUGUAGUAUACGACUCCGUUUUUAGGACUAAACUAGACCACGAACAAAGAUGAUGAAAAGCACACUACAAAGGGUCAAGAUGGGAAGUGAGCGUUGGUGCUAUUUGAGCGCAUUGACGAGCGGUAGACCGAAGCAACCAGUGUUAUUUCUACAAAUCUAACAGCUGCUAAGUGACCACUAACAGCUCUGUGUCAAAUGUUUGUAAUAAACGUCAUUUUUCAUCCAA
This is a messenger RNA of Syngnathus acus (greater pipefish), 10325 nucleotides long. Its product is annotated as kalirin-like. Gene Ontology annotation, molecular function: protein binding; guanyl-nucleotide exchange factor activity. The coding region runs from base 441 to 7484 and encodes 2347 amino acids. The transcript is spliced from 57 exons. The record is from RefSeq and is a predicted model, not a curated record. Lineage: Eukaryota; Metazoa; Chordata; Actinopteri; Syngnathiformes; Syngnathidae. Gene Ontology annotation, cellular component: cytoplasm.